UCAUAUUCGACCCACAUAUUUUACGUUUAUCGAAGUUUAGGAUAGUUUCAUACCGGACCAGAAUAUUUGGGCCUGGACCAAGAGAGGCCCAUAAAAUAGAGAGAAGCUUAACGUCAAGAAGACGCGGAGUAAUCUAAACCAAACAGCUUAUCUCGAGUUCGUCGGUCUCAGGUGGGCAGUGAUUAUAACUUCGUCUCCGUGUCUGUUCAAGCUCCCAUUCUUGUGGCCUUCACGCUUCAGGAACAAAGACCAGUAUCUCUCUGAAAGACUACUUCUCGGAAAUUUUCGUCUCCAUGGCACCCGUGAGGGGGAUUCUUGGCUUGCAAAGGGCAGUGUCCAUUUGGAAGGAAAGUAACAGACUGACUCCAGCUUUGAGAUCAUUCAGCACUCAAGCUGCAUCCACUUCCACCACUCCACAGCCUCCUCCACCUCCUCCGCCUCCGGAAAAGACUCAUUUCGGUGGUCUCAAGGAUGAAGAUCGGAUUUUUACUAAUCUCUAUGGUCUGCAUGACCCAUUUCUCAAAGGCGCGAUGAAGAGAGGUGAUUGGCAUAGGACCAAAGAUUUGGUGCUCAAGGGUACUGAUUGGAUUGUCAAUGAAAUGAAGAAAUCUGGACUUCGUGGACGUGGUGGUGCUGGUUUCCCUUCUGGUCUUAAGUGGUCCUUUAUGCCUAAAGUUUCUGAUGGCCGUCCCUCCUAUUUGGUUGUCAAUGCUGAUGAGAGUGAGCCUGGAACUUGUAAAGAUAGGGAGAUCAUGCGUCAUGACCCUCACAAAUUGUUGGAAGGGUGUUUGAUUGCUGGUGUUGGAAUGAGAGCUAGUGCUGCGUAUAUUUACAUCAGGGGUGAAUAUGUGAAUGAGCGUUUGAAUCUAGAGAAGGCUAGAAGAGAAGCGUAUGCAGCUGGUCUCUUGGGGAAGAAUGCAUGUGGUUCUGGUUAUGAUUUUGAAGUUUAUAUCCACUUUGGUGCUGGUGCGUACAUUUGUGGUGAAGAGACUGCGCUUCUUGAAAGCCUUGAAGGGAAGCAAGGAAAACCUAGGUUGAAGCCUCCGUUCCCUGCUAAUGCUGGUUUAUAUGGUUGUCCCACAACUGUUACCAAUGUGGAAACAGUGGCUGUUUCGCCUACCAUUUUAAGGCGUGGACCUGAGUGGUUUUCUAGUUUCGGUAGGAAGAAUAACGCUGGGACAAAGCUCUUUUGUAUAUCAGGCCAUGUAAACAAGCCAUGCACGGUGGAAGAGGAGAUGAGUAUACCUCUCAAGGAACUGAUUGAGAGGCAUUGUGGAGGUGUUAGGGGUGGAUGGGACAAUCUACUUGCUAUCAUCCCUGGUGGUUCAUCUGUUCCUCUGAUCCCUAAGAACAUUUGCGAGGAUGUGCUGAUGGAUUUCGAUGCGCUCAAGGCUGUCCAAUCAGGGUUAGGAACUGCAGCAGUCAUUGUGAUGGAUAAAUCAACCGAUGUUGUGGAUGCAAUUGCAAGGCUCUCUUACUUCUACAAGCAUGAAAGCUGUGGGCAGUGCACUCCUUGCAGAGAGGGAACAGGUUGGCUUUGGAUGAUCAUGGAGAGAAUGAAAGUUGGCAAUGCAAAGCUGGAAGAGAUUGAUAUGCUGCAGGAGGUAACCAAACAGAUCGAAGGACACACAAUCUGUGCAUUGGGUGAUGCAGCUGCAUGGCCUGUGCAAGGUCUGAUAAGACACUUUAGGCCAGAGCUCGAGAGAAGGAUCAGGGAACGCGCUGAAAGGGAGUUGCUACAGGCUGCUGCUUAAGUACCUUGUUAACCAGAGGGAGUUUGCUAUUAUUCUCCAUGGAAAUAAAAUCUGAAUGAACAACUAGUAACGGUUUUGGGAUGCAAAGCUACUUCAGAAGGAGAAGAAGGUAAUGUAAUUUGUUUGAAUGGUUAAUGUUAAAACUCUCUUAAAGUUGUAUCAGAAAGAGCGCGAUUUGCUCUUUUGCAUUACUCUACUUUCUUUAUUGUUUGCUUGUUAUGUUUAUUCGAGUAUGAAAGCACAUUUUGGGAACAACCAAAGAAACCCUUUUCAUGUUUGAAAUAAAGAAUGCUCCUUUUUGGGUUUAUAAGUA
Arabidopsis thaliana (thale cress) is the source of this 2067-nucleotide messenger RNA. It is a transcript of the gene CI51, whose product is annotated as 51 kDa subunit of complex I. The record is from RefSeq and is marked reviewed. Gene Ontology annotation, cellular component: mitochondrial inner membrane; mitochondrion; respiratory chain complex I. Bases 294 to 1754 code for a protein of 486 amino acids. Gene Ontology annotation, molecular function: FMN binding; 4 iron, 4 sulfur cluster binding; NADH dehydrogenase (ubiquinone) activity. The transcript is spliced from 3 exons. Gene Ontology annotation, biological process: proton transmembrane transport. Lineage: Eukaryota; Viridiplantae; Streptophyta; Magnoliopsida; Brassicales; Brassicaceae.